UUGUGUAACCGUGGACCGGCCCCUUGAGCCCCGUGGUGCCCAGGGAUGCGGCAGUCAUCUAACUGGACCCAAGUCUGUCCCGAGAAGCUUUAGGCAUUCCUUCACCAAGCCCUGCACAAGGCUGGUGGUGAUAGGCCCAUGGGGCCCGGGCUGGGGGUUGUCAAAGUCAAGGGCUUUGCUUUGUCUUGGGGCUGCCCGGCAGGGUCCUCAGAAGACUCUGGGCCAGGUCCCAUCCUGGGGUGGGUGCGGACAUGACCCCAGAGGCAGCUUUGAGGAGCAUGAUUGGGGUCCGGUUCCCUGGGCCUGCAAGUCAGGGGCCUUGACUCGGCUCAGGUUACAGACCUGGGUUCAGAUCCUGCCUGCCCCCCUCGCGAGCCUGCCCUCUGGUAAGUUCCUAGAAGCUUCCCCCAAGUGUUGAGAGGUUGAGAAAGCAGGUGUGGGCGGCUACACAAGGACUCUGUGGGCAUGUGACUGUCCCCUCUCCAAGGUGCUGAACCGGCAGGCGCCUCGGUCCUGCUGACUGCGGGGACUAAGGGUCCGGUGGUGGGACAGGAGCCACCACAACAGGAUGCAGGCUGGGGGAGGGGGCCUCCAGCCCCCUCCUAACUCGGGGGAUUGGCCCCUGCUCCUUGCAAAAGCCGGCAUCACCUCCCCCGCCCCACACCUGCCCUCGGCAGGGACGUGGUCAGGGAAUGUGUUAACCUGGGAGACUGGGGCUGGCAGGUUGGGGGCCAGCGUGGGUGUGGGAACCCUGGCGGUGGUUCAAGGAUACUCCCAACCCCGCUCCUACCCUGGGCACCCACCUUGGAGGCCCCACUCGGCAGGAGCUAAGACUGCAGUCAUAAUAGGGGUGGGAACAGGGGUCCAGCUGUGCCACCAACUCCUCGAGUGGCCUCAGGCCAGUCACCCACCCCCUCUGGGCUUCCCGUGCUCCACCCUCACGAAGCCCCUGGUCUGUGAGCAUGUUUUGGGGUUCAUCCCUGGUCAGCAAGUCUGAUCCCAAGCUAACCUCCCCAUUCCAACCCCCCGGUCUUCCCCCUCCCGCGGAGGCCCGGCGGAGUCAGGACUCGGCUGGGCUGCAAGAAAGUACCAGGCAAGGGAGGACUGGUGAUGGCCAGCUAUGGAGCGCUGUCCUGUCACCAGCUUGACAAGGAAGGCAGGAAGGAAGAUACUGUUAAAUCCACACAAGAUGAGGUGACAUGCCCGAGGCCUUACCAGGCAGCUGGUCUCCCAGGAGCCACUCCGCUCCGUGGGCCUCUGCAGCUCAGCCGGAGCACCCUGGGGCUCCCAGCAGGGGCAGCUGCCUGGACCUCCACUCUCAGUGGCCCUCCUCCCCGUGGCUCAUCUUACUGACCAGGCUCCAGGAAGGUCCAUCGUGAGGAUGACCCAGGGAAUGAAGGUGGGCAGGGAAGGGGGGCGGUCCCAGCGCUGGGGGCACUGGACCUGGGUCACACUAACUCUGUGACUUGAGCUACGUACAACUCCUGACUCGGUCACCCUGUCUGUAAAAUGAGGGCAGUGGUCCUCAGCUGUUACAGGGCUUCAUUAAGGAGCACGUGUCAUGUCGUUCUCACUGAGCUGGUGGAAAUCAGGAUUUCUUCUCAGGGCAGAGGAAGAAGAGAGGGCCCAGGUUGCAGAAGUAGCUGCAAGAAUGCCUGACCUGGACUAGAAGGUGUCUGCAGUGUCAGUCCCUCCACUUCCCCAACUUUUAGUGGCAUCUGCGUGCAUGUGCCCACCUGGAAAGGGUGGGCGUUGAGGACUGAACCCCACAGCUGGGUGGAUGUGAUUUGAACACAGACUGAUCCACAAAAGCAGAAGCAGAAGCAAAAGCAGGCGUUCGGUGGGGGUGUGACCUGAGUCCUCCAAAGUUCCAGAAAUCUGGAAGAGGGCCGUGAACAGGCCCAGUCUGUGGCACGGAGAGUAAAAUCAGUCCUUUCUAGAGUUCUGAAAUUCAGCUAUUAAAAUCAGCCCUGCCCACAGGUAUAGAGAACAAACCGUUUCAGGAGGCAAAGGUAGGUGUGUGUGUGUGCCUCCCCCAUCUCCGCCUAGAAGCCGUCGCUGCCGAGGUCAUUGUCACAGAGACCCUGGGCGACCUCGGAAGUCACACACGGCGGGGGAACCACAGAGGUUCAGGGUGAGGGACAGAGCCAGGAUUUGUCCCCGGAGCUGGCUGUCAUCCAGGUUCAGCCCCCUGGCUCCUGGAGCAUCCUGUCCUGCCUGCCCGGAAGUCUGGGCAGGCAGGAGUCAUGGGGUCUGUUCCCAGAAUGCCAGGGGCAGGGCGGCUGGGGGCAGGGCCGGCUGUUGGACAAACAGAUCAAAGGCUGCUGGUCACCCUGGGUCUGCUGUGGGGCUCGGCAGCCACCACGUCCUCGGGCCCGCAGUGGCCCAAGCCCGUGUUCGGGCGCCUGGCAUCUCCUGGCUUCCCAGGCACGUAUGCCAACAACCAUGAGCAGCGCUGGGCCCUGACGGCGCCCCCCGGCUACCGCCUGCGCCUCUACUUCACUCACUUCCAGCUGGAGCCCUCCUACCUCUGCGAGUACGACUUCGUCAAGCUGAGCGCCGGGACCACGGUGCUGGCCACGCUGUGCGGGUCAGAGAGCACGGACACGGAGCGGGCGCCCGGCAACGCCACCUUCUACUCGCCGGGCUCCAGCCUCGACGUCACCUUCCGCUCCGACUACUCCAACGAGAAGCCGUUCGCGGGCUUCGAGGCCUUCUACUCAGCAGAGGACAUCGACGAGUGCCAGGUGCCCCCAGGAGAGGCCCCCACCUGCGAGCACCACUGCCACAAUCACCUGGGUGGCUUCUACUGCUCCUGCCGUAUGGGCUAUGUUCUCCACAGGAACAAGCACACUUGCUCAGCCCUGUGCUCAGGCCAGGUCUUCACCGCCCGGUCUGGGGUGCUCAGCAGCCCUGGAUACCCUCAGCCGUACCCCAAACUCUCCAGCUGCACCUACAGCAUCCGCCUGGAGGAAGGGUUCCGUGUCACCCUGGACUUCGUGGAGUCCUUUGACGUGGAGAUGCACCCUGAGACCCAGUGCCCCUACGACUCCCUGAAGAUUCAAACAGACAAGGAGGAAUAUGGCCCAUUUUGUGGGAAGACGUUGCCCCGCAGGAUUGAAACUAAGAGCAACACUGUGACCAUCACCUUUGCCACCGAUGAGUCGGGGGACCACACGGGCUGGAAGAUCCACUACAACAGCACAGCUCAGCCCUGCCCUGACCCGACGGCACCACCUAACGGCCACAUCUCCCCUGUGCAGGCCACAUACAUCAUGAAAGACCGCUUCUUUGUCUUCUGCGAGUCGGGCUACGAACUUCUGCAAGGUUAUUGGCCCCUGAAAUUUGUUGCAGUCUGUCAGACAGAUGGAUCUUGGGACCAACCGAUGCCGGAGUGCAGCAUUGUUGACUGUGGCCCUCCUGAUGACCUACCCAGUGGCCAAGUGGACUAUAUAACAGGUGCCGAGGUGACCAUAUACAAAGCUGUGGUUAAAUAUCGCUGUAAUGAGUUCUACACAAUGAGAACAGAUGAUGGUAAAUAUGUGUGUGAGGCUGAUGGAUUCUGGACGAGCUCCAAAAGAGAAAAAUCACCCCCCGUCUGUGAGCCUGUUUGUGGAAUAUCCACCCGUACCACAGAAGGUCGUAUAUAUGGAGGACAAAAUGCAAAGCUUGGCGAUUUUCCUUGGCAAGCCCUGUUAUUAGGUAAAACUGUAGCAGCAGGUGCACUUCUAUAUGACAACUGGAUCCUAACAGCUGCUCAUGCUGUAUAUGAGCAAAGAGGAGACGUCUCCUCCCUAGACAUUAGAAUGGGUGCCCUGAAGAGACUGUCACCUCAUUAUACACAAGCCUGGGCCGAGGCCAUUUUUAUACAUGAACGUUACACUCAUAAUGCUGGUUACGAUAAUGACAUAGCAUUGAUUAAAUUGAAGAACAAAGUUGUAUUAAAUAGAAACAUCAUGCCUAUUUGUUUGCCAAGAAAAGAAGCUGAAUGCUUCAUGAGAACCAAUGAUAUUGGAACUGCAUCUGGAUGGGGAUUAACCCAAAGGGGUUUUCUUGCCAGAAAUCUAAUGUUUGUUGACAUACCAGUUGUUGACCAUCAAAACUGUACUGCGGCAUAUGCAAAGAAGUCCUAUCCGGGGGGAAGGGUAACUGACAACAUGCUUUGUGCUGGUUUAGAAAGUGGGGGCAAGGACAGCUGUAAAGGCGACAGUGGGGGGGCAUUAGUGUUUCUACAUAAUGAGACACAGAAAUGGUUUGUGGGAGGAAUAGUGUCCUGGGGUUCCAUCAAUUGUGGGGAAGCAGAUCAGUAUGCGGUCUACACAAAAGUCAUUAACUAUAUUCCCUGGAUCAAGAACAUAAUUAAUAGUUUUUAACUUGUGUGUCUCCAGUGAGUACAUGAUUCUUUGUUCUAAAAAAUACCUGUAAAAGACCUCAGCAGCAAACUGACCUGAGAAACAUUAACACGACAGUUGCUGUUCCACCUCAAAACCAAACCAAACUACAGGUGAGAUGUGCCUUUCAGGCACUUCUCCACUUGCCACUUUUCCACCACUUACUCUCUGAUUGAAGGGGACAUAAACCAUUGUAGUGAUAUUCACCGUUGCCAAUCCAACAGAAACUCACUGGUUAAAUCUGGACUUACUUACAAAAGUCCAGUGUCUUUUUGCACUGGCCAUUUGCAUUUCUGGAAAUUGCCUGUUCAUGUUCUUUAACUGUUUUUCUCCAGUUUUUGUACUUGUUCUUAUUGUUCUCUGAGAGCGUUACAUAUUAUAGCAGUAUUGGUUCAGGAAUUACUUUGAAUCAUGUUUUUCUUGGGUAGAUAAAUUGGAAAUAUCAAUACUUUGGCCUAGGUAUAGACUGAUUUCCAUGUUAAAAGCGAUGCUAUGAUUUUUCACUUCUCAAA
Molecule: messenger RNA, 4903 nt
Organism: Lagenorhynchus albirostris (white-beaked dolphin)
Lineage: Eukaryota; Metazoa; Chordata; Mammalia; Artiodactyla; Delphinidae
Gene: MASP2
Product: MBL associated serine protease 2
Exons: 12
Coding region: 2247-4373 (708 amino acids)
Biological process (GO): proteolysis; complement activation, lectin pathway
Cellular component (GO): extracellular region
Molecular function (GO): calcium ion binding; serine-type endopeptidase activity
Source: RefSeq, a predicted model, not a curated record